CAUUUAUAAAUACAUAUAUAUUCCAAAUUAUCAAUGCAAUAUGUGUGUGAGUGGCUGAGUAAUUCAUGUGAGUUUUUUCCCUGGCAGUUUGCAAAUGGUGGACAAGACUGUCACAUCGCCAACAUCAGAUCAAAAUGUAUAGGGCCCGGACAGUUUUUAAUUCACUGACACCAUUGGCCCCACGUGUUUGUGGGGCUGAAAGAUUUGCAUCUUGGUUAGUACGCAGUAAUCCACUUGUGCGAACAACCCAAGUUGUUGUUAAUGGAACAACACAAAAACGUCAUGCAAGUAAAGCAGCAACUGAACCAUUUUUAAAUGGUUCAAGUAGUUCAUAUGUUGAAGAAAUGUACAAUUCAUGGCUUCAAGAUCCUCACAGUGUUCAUGUUUCUUGGGAUUCAUUUUUUCGUAACAGCACUGCUGGUGCUGGUCCAGGUUUAGCUUAUCAAGCACCACCAUCAUUAUCACCAAGUUACAAUCAAAUACCACUUGGUUCAUUGAUGCCACUUGGUGGUGGAACACAAGUUGGACAAAUGCCUGUUAAUGAAAAAAUUAUUGAUGAUCAUCUUGCUGUUCAAGCAAUCAUCAGAUCCUAUCAGAUUCGUGGUCAUCAUAUUGCUAAAUUGGAUCCACUUGGUAUCAACAGCGCUGAUCUUGAUGAUAGACAUCCACAAGAAUUGCUCUAUAAUCAUUACUCUUUUGAAAGGGGCCCUCGCACCACAUACGCUCAGGACCUUCAAUAUCGAGUAGCCAGCCUCACAAAAAAGGACACAGACAUGGAUCGAGUAUUCAAAUUACCAUCAACAACAUUUAUUGGAGGAAAAGAAAAAGCCUUGCCACUUCGUGAUAUUUUAAAACGUCUUGAAAAUGCAUACUGUGGUCAUAUUGGUGUUGAAUUUAUGUUUAUAAAUUCACUUGAACAAUGCAAUUGGAUACGUCAAAAAAUGGAAACACCAGGUGCAAUGGAAGUAACAAAUGAUGAAAAACGUUUAAUUCUUGCUCGUUUAACACGUGCAACUGGUUUUGAAGCUUUCUUAGCACGUAAAUGGUCAUCUGAAAAAAGAUUUGGUCUUGAAGGUUGUGAAAUAUUAAUACCAGCAAUGAAACAAGUUAUUGAUAAAUCAACUGAACUUGGUGUUGAAUCAAUUGUCAUGGGUAUGCCACAUCGUGGUCGUCUAAAUGUUCUUGCAAACGUUUGUCGUAAACCACUUAAUCAAAUAUUUACUCAAUUUGCUGCUCUUGAAGCUGCUGAUGAUGGUUCUGGUGAUGUCAAGUAUCAUUUGGGUACAUACAUUGAACGUUUAAAUCGUGUUACAAAUAAAAACAUUCGUCUUGCUGUUGUUGCUAAUCCAUCACAUCUUGAAGCUGUUGAUCCAAUUGUCCAGGGUAAAACUCGUGCCGAGCAAUUUUAUCGUGGAGACGGAGAAGGCAAAAAAGUCAUGUCUAUAUUAUUGCACGGUGAUGCAGCAUUUUGUGGACAAGGAGUUGUAUUUGAAACAAUGCAUUUAUCUGAUUUACCAGAUUAUACAACUCAUGGAACAAUUCAUAUUGUUGCUAAUAAUCAAAUUGGUUUUACAACAGAUCCACGUCAUUCACGUUCAUCACCAUAUUGUACAGAUGUUGCACGUGUUGUUAAUGCACCAAUAUUUCAUGUUAAUUCAGAUGAUCCAGAAGCUGUUAUGCAUGUUUGUAAAAUUGCUGCUGAAUGGCGUGCAACAUUCCAUAAAGAUGUUGUUAUUGAUAUUGUAUCAUAUCGUAGAAAUGGACACAAUGAAAUUGAUGAGCCAAUGUUUACUCAACCACUUAUGUAUCGUAAAAUUAAAAAUACACCACCAGCACUUGAUAUUUAUGCUAAUAAAUUAAUUACCGAUGGUGUUGUUACACCUGAGGAAGUUAAAGAUGUACGUGAAAAAUAUGAAAAAAUAUGUGAAGAAGCAUAUACAAAUGCACGUCAAGAAACUCAUAUUAAAUAUAAAGAUUGGCUUGAUUCACCAUGGUCAGGUUUCUUUGAAGGUAAAGAUCCAUUAAAAGCAUCACCAACUGGUAUUAAAGAAGAUACACUUGUACAUAUUGGUAAAAAAUUUUCAUCACCACCACCAAAUGCUGCUGAAUUUGUUGUACAUAAAGGUAUUGAAAGAAUAUUAAAAGCAAGAAUGGAAAUGGUUGAAUCAAGACAAGUUGAUUGGGCACUUGGUGAAGCAAUGGCAUUUGGUUCAUUAUUAAAAGAAGGUAUACACGUUAGAUUAUCUGGUCAAGAUGUUGAAAGAGGUACAUUUUCACAUAGACAUCAUGUAUUACAUCAUCAAACAGUUGAUAAAGCAACAUAUCGUCAAUUGUGUCAUCUUUAUCCAGAUCAAGCACCAUAUACUGUAUGUAAUAGUUCAUUAUCAGAAUUUGGUGUACUUGGUUUUGAGCUUGGUUAUUCAAUGACAAAUCCAAAUGCACUUGUUAUUUGGGAAGCACAAUUUGGUGAUUUUAAUAAUACAGCACAAUGUAUUAUUGAUCAAUUUAUAAGUAGUGGACAAGCUAAAUGGGUUAGACAAUCUGGUCUUGUUAUGUUACAACCACAUGGUCUUGAAGGUAUGGGACCAGAACAUUCAAGUGCACGUCUUGAAAGAUUUUUACAAAUGUCUGCUGAUGAUCCAGAUUAUUUCCCACCAGAAAGUGAAGAAUUUGCUGUUAGACAAUUACAUGAUAGUAAUUGGAUUGUUGCUAAUUGUAGUACACCAGCUAAUUUAUUCCAUAUAUUAAGAAGACAAAUUGCAUUACCAUUUAGAAAACCAUUAAUAUUAAUGACACCAAAAUCUCUACUUCGUCAUCCUGAAGCUAAAUCAAGCUUUGAUGUUAUGACAGAAAAUACACAAUUUUUAAGAGUUAUACCAGAAGAAGGUAUUGCUGCUAAUAAUCCAAAUGAUGUUAAAAGAAUACUAUUUUGUUCUGGUAAAGUUUAUUAUGAUUUAAAAAAAGCAAGAGGUGAAAGAUCAAUGGAUGAUAAAGUUGCUAUUACUAGAGUUGAACAAAUAUCACCAUUCCCAUAUGAUCUUAUUAGAAAAGAAACUGAAAAAUAUCCAAAUGCUGAACUUGUUUGGGCACAAGAAGAACAUAAAAAUCAAGGACCAUGGACAUAUGUACAGCCAAGAUUUGUAACAGCAUUACAUGGAACUCGUGAUGUCAGUUGUGCAAGUACGAGUGAUAGUAAUGGUGGGGGUUGGUUGAGUGGUUGGUUUUCAUCAUCAAAACCAAAACCAAUUGAACCAACAAUUAUUAACGACAAUAACAAUUCAGAUGUUAAAUCAAAAUCAAGAAAAGUCAGAUAUGUUGGAAGACCAACUGCAGCAUCACCAGCAACUGGUAGUAAAAUGCAACAUCUUAAAGAACUCAAACAAUUGUUUGAUGAUAGUUUCAAUAUUUAAAAUCACUUUUUUGUAGCACUAUGUAGAAAAAAAAAAAAACAAACGAGAAAACAAAACAAAACAAAAAUAGAAAAAGACUAAUUUUAUUUAUUAUUCUUUGACCAUAAAUGUUAUUAUGACUAUCUUGAUUAAUAAAAACAAUAAUUUUAUAAUUUUUUUAAAAAUGUCAAAAUGUUUUUAAAUGCUCACUUGAUAAUUUUUAAUUUCAAUUAAAUUUAUGAUUCAAAAAAAAAAUUAUUUAUCUUUUUUUUUGUGUCACUGGAUGACUUUUAUUUAUUGACUAAUAUUUAUCUAGUACAUUUCUCAAUCACUCAAUUAUGAAAGUUAAAAAUUUUUAUUAAUGAGCAAUUUUUAAAUUUUUUAAAAUGACAUUUAGAAAAUUUUUUAAAAACUACUGGUAGCAAAAAAUCAGGAUUUUUUGACUAGUCAAUGUGGUUUUGCAAUUAAAAAAAAGAAAUAAAAAAAAAUAUAUUAAUAUUGUAAUUAAUUAUUUUUUGUCAACAAAUCAAGUAUUAUUAUCAACCUGUGCUAAUUAUUAAAUGCAAAAGUACAUAAACAAAUGUGAUCAAAGAAUUUUAAAUUUCGAAAUUAACUUAAAUCAUCUUAUUUUUAAUUUUCACAAAAAAAAAAAAAAAAAUAGUAAAAACAUCAUACUGAUGAAUUAAUAAAUUGGCAAUUUUACUUUAUAAUUUUAAUUGUUUUAAAAUAUCGACGUGUUUAUUAUUUUAGUUAAUUUAAAAAAAUAUUUGUCGAUUUUUUUAGAUGUUAAAUGUAAUAAAAUGAAAAAAAAAAAAAAGAAAAUUUAUGUUCACAGUAUUUAAAAAGAUAAAGUUUGUUUUAAAUUAUUAGUUUUUAAAAAAAAAAAAAAUAUUAUUUAUUGGAUUGUGGUGAAAAUAGUUGGUAAUAUUAAUAAAUUUUAGCAGCAUCAAAAAAAUGAAAAAAAAAAAAAACAAAAAAAUACCACUUACCUGAAUAAAAUAAAUAAAUUUGUAAAAUUAUCAAAAAAUAGACAAACAAGAUCAUUUCUAUUUGAUAAUUUUGGACAAGUGCUUAUUGAUAAUUAAAUUAUAAAUAAAAAGUUGAAAUAAAAUUUAAAUUAUUUUAUUUAUUUUGUCAAAUAUAAAAACUCCAAUCCUAAUACACAACAAUAGUCAAGUUUUUUUUUUUUCUUUAAUACAAUUUCGAUUGUUUAAUUACUAAAAUUAAAUAGAAAAAAAAAGUACAUUAUAAUUUAUUACUAAAUCUUUAUUAAUCUCAUUUUUUAAAUUUUGUUCUUGCUUAUUAAGUAGCUUGGAUUAUAAUAAUUAUCAUUAUUGUUAAUUAAGUUAUUCAUUA
Aphidius gifuensis is the source of this 4745-nucleotide messenger RNA. RefSeq names its product 2-oxoglutarate dehydrogenase, mitochondrial (gene Nc73EF). The transcript has 10 exons. Gene Ontology annotation, biological process: tricarboxylic acid cycle. Gene Ontology annotation, molecular function: oxoglutarate dehydrogenase (succinyl-transferring) activity; thiamine pyrophosphate binding. Bases 135 to 3410 code for a protein of 1091 amino acids. NCBI's taxonomy places the organism in Eukaryota, Metazoa, Arthropoda, Insecta, Hymenoptera, Braconidae. The record is from RefSeq and is a predicted model, not a curated record. Gene Ontology annotation, cellular component: mitochondrion; oxoglutarate dehydrogenase complex.